Messenger RNA from Alnus glutinosa, 3316 nucleotides. RefSeq names its product probable LRR receptor-like serine/threonine-protein kinase At3g47570. The record is from RefSeq and is a predicted model, not a curated record. Gene Ontology annotation, molecular function: ATP binding; protein kinase activity; protein binding. The transcript is spliced from 3 exons. Bases 1 to 3150 code for a protein of 1049 amino acids. Lineage: Eukaryota; Viridiplantae; Streptophyta; Magnoliopsida; Fagales; Betulaceae. Gene Ontology annotation, biological process: protein phosphorylation.
AUGGGGCUUCCCCCCUUAAGUCCCGCAGUCUCUUGCUCAGCUCUUUGCAUUCUAACAAUCGUUUCAGUCUUUUGCUUUGGUUCCACCACCUAUGGCUAUGGCAUUGGCGGGAAUGAGACAGACCGACAAGCCUUGCUUGAAUUCAAGACCAAAAUAGUCGAUGACCCUUCCAUGGUUUUGAGUUCAUGGAAUGACACCACCCACUUCUGCCUGUGGCAUGGUGUUACAUGUGGUCGACGCCACCAGAGGGUCACGGAGUUGCGCCUCCCAUCUCAGAAACUCGUGGGAUCUAUAUCGCCUUUCAUUGGAAAUUUGAGCUUUCUAAGGCGUCUAUAUCUCCCAACCAAUAGCUUCAGUCAUCAAAUCCCUCCAGAAAUCGGCCGUUUGCAUAGAUUAGUGUUGCUACAGUUGGCCGACAAUUCAGUAGGUGGCAAAAUUCCUACAAAUUUAUCGGGGUGCUCUAACCUCAAGUAUUUCGGACUUGCUUUUAAUCAGCUGACUGGGGAAAUUCCUAUUGAGGUUGGCUCCUUGUCAAAGCUCAAAACGUUUGCUGUCGACCACAACCUACUAACAGGAAGUAUCCCUCCAUCUCUUGGCAACUUAUCGUCACUUGAACAACUUUAUUUACCCUCAAAUAAUAUAGGUGGGAGUAUUCCUAGUGUUCUAGGCCAACUUAUGAACCUUACAGUUAUUUCUUUUUCUUCGAAUCACUUUUCUGGCACCAUCCCUCCAUCAAUCUUCAAUCUCUCUUCUAUUAAAAUUCUUAAUGUGGGAGAAAAUCAAAUCCAAGGGAGUCUUCCGUGGGACUUGGGGAUAACUCUUCCGAAUCUCAAAUCCUUCUCCGUGAGCAGUAACAAAUUUACUGCAGGCUCCAUUCCUCAUUCAAUAUCCAACGCCUCAAAUCUGGAACGACUUGAUUUUGGAUGGAACAAAUUUACCGGAAACAUGCCUUCUUUCGAAAAGUUGCGUUGGCUACAAUUUUUGAGCACUAGCCUCAACCACCUAGGAAGUGGGGGAGCUGAUGACUUGAAUUUUCUCUGCUCUUUGACUAACGCCACUAGCUUAGAGCUAUUGGCUAUAAACGGCAACAAUUUUGGUGGACUAUUGCCUGAAUGCAUCAGUAACUUGUCAUCUACUCUUAUAGUAUUGGUAGUAGAAGAAAAUAAUAUAGUUGGAACGAUUCCGAGUGGGAUUGUAAAUCUCGUCAACUUAGAGAUGCUCCACAUGUGGACUAACAAACUUUCAGGUAAAAUUCCCGCUGAUAUUGGAAAGCUUCAUAGACUACAAUCAUUGCUUCUUCACAUAAACAACCUCUCUGGCAACAUCCCACACUCUCUUGGAAAUCUGAGUAUGUUACUCAAACUAUCUUUAAGUCAUAAUAAUCUUCACGGAAGCAUCCCUUCAAGUCUAGGAAACUGCCAAUGUUUACUCUUCUUGGCUCUUUCUGAAAACAAUCUCAGUGGCACCUUACCUCCCCAGGUCUUUGGUCUCUCAUCCUUGUCAAUUGGUCUCUAUUUGUCUCGUAACCGUUUCACCGGUCCCCUUCCCAUGGAAGUUGGAAAUCUGAAAAAUCUAGGUGAAUUUUCGAUUUCAGAAAACAUGUUAACUGGUGAAAUUCCAGGGAGUCUUGGAAGUUGUGUUAGGCUGGAGUCUUUAGACAUGCAAGGAAACUUCUUACAAGGGACCAUUCCAUCAAGUUUUGGUUCUUUGAGAGGACUACAGGAAUUAGAUCUUUCUCGAAACAAUCUGUCAGGAAAAAUUCCAGAUUUUUUCGUGGGUUUCAACUCACUGCAACUUUUGAAUCUGUCUUACAACAAUUUUGAGGGUAUGGUGCCUUCAGACGGCAUUUUCAAGAACUCAAGUGCAACUUCAGUUGCGGGAAAUAGUCAACUAUGUGGGGGAAUACCUGAGAUGCAGUUGUCUAAAUGCAACUUGAGAGAGUCUAAGAAGACAAAAUUGAACUUAACCAUGAAAUUAAUUAUCCCCAUAGUUUGCGGGCUUCUAGGAGUAAUUUGUGUGCUGUCUUUUUCAUUUGUCUUUUGGUUCACUAGGAAAAGAAAAGAACCCACUUCAAGUUCUUCAAGAAAUUUGUUUUUAAAUUUGUCGUACCAAAGUCUCCUAAAAGCCACCGAUGGGUUCUCCUCCACAAAUUUGCUUGGUGUGGGUAGUUUUGGAUCCGUGUAUAAAGGAAUCAUUAACGAGGGUCGGAUGACGAUUGCUGUCAAGGUGCUCAACCUUAUGAGACGUGGAGCUUCCAAGAGUUUUCUUGCUGAGUGUGAGGCCUUGAGAAACAUCAGGCAUCGGAAUCUUGUAAAGAUACUCACAGCAUGUUCAGGUGUUGAUUAUCAGGGUAAUAAUUUCAAGGCUCUAGUUUACGAAUUCAUGGUCAAUGGUAGCCUUGCGGAUUGGUUGCAUCCGACUGCUACAGAGGAUGAGGCGCACCAGGAGCAGAGGAAGCUGAAUCUUUAUCAAAGAUUGAAUAUCGCCAUUGAUGUUGCGAGCGCAUUAGAAUAUCUCCAUUAUCAUUGCCAAACACCAAUCCUACACUGCGACCUCAAGCCUAGCAAUGUUCUUCUGGACAAUGAAAUGAUUGGACAUGUCGGAGACUUUGGGUUAGCGAGAUUCGCUCCCGAAGCUGACCAUAACUCUUCAACCAAUCAAUCGAGCUCUAUUGGUGUAAGAGGAACUAUUGGUUAUGCGGCUCCGGAGUAUGGUAUGGGAAAUGAGGUGUCCUCCUAUGGUGAUAUAUAUAGCUUUGGGAUCCUCCUAUUAGAAAUGUUUACUGGAAAAAGACCUACAAAUGACAUGUUCCAAGGCACUUUAAAUCUACAUUCCUUCGUCCAAGAAGUUUUGCCUGAACGAGUUGUCGAGAUUGCGGAUCCAAUUCUUUUUCGGGGAAUAGAAGAGACAACCAUGAACAGUACUGAUAAUAACAACAACACUAGAAGAGAAGAAGAGAUAGCCAUGAACAGUACUGAUAAUAACAGCAGCAUUAGAAGAAGCAGAAUCCAAGAGUGUUUGAUUUUGACGUUUGGGAUUGGAGUUGCUUGUUCUGUUAAACAACCAGGAGAACGGAUGAGCAUGAAAGAUGUUGUAACUGAGCUUCAUUUGGUCAGAAAGAAGCUUCUUAAAACUACAAGUGGACCCUAACAUUAACGUACAGAUAAUACAAUGGUUCAAGACCCUUGUAAUUUGAGACUAUGGGGGUUCUUAUAUAUGGUUCAAGCUCACAGGGACUUGGUGAGACGUCUUAUUUGUGUUUGAUGUACUGGAAUUUGGUUUAUAUUGAUGUUUAAACUUUAUUAUGUUUGGAGAC